Molecule: messenger RNA, 1892 nt
Organism: Silurus meridionalis
Lineage: Eukaryota; Metazoa; Chordata; Actinopteri; Siluriformes; Siluridae
Gene: ccna2
Product: cyclin A2
Exons: 9
Coding region: 241-1527 (428 amino acids)
Biological process (GO): regulation of cyclin-dependent protein serine/threonine kinase activity; mitotic cell cycle phase transition
Cellular component (GO): cyclin A2-CDK2 complex; nucleus; cytoplasm
Molecular function (GO): cyclin-dependent protein serine/threonine kinase regulator activity
Source: RefSeq, a predicted model, not a curated record
GUUACAGUGUUCAGAACGGGAGCGGAAAGUGCACAGGGCGCCACCGGAGGCAAAUAAGAGACAUUUAUUCUCAUUAUUUUUAAAAAGAGGACGCUUGGUUUUUUGUAGGAUUAUGGCGCCGUAGGAUUUUGUAAUUCAGACCUCAUUUGAUCGGUUGUUUUGAUUCUUUUUCUGUCUUCAAUCGAGGCCGCUGCUGUUUGGAUUUGUUUUGUUCUGACUUGGCAACCACGACUUUACGGUAUGUCCUCCCAAGGAAUCGCGCUGGACGCCGCAGAUGCGGUUUACCCCGAGAACCAGGAGAACACGCACCCUGCACGGUUACGAGGCACCCACAAGAGCAGGCUGGAGAAUCAUGAGAACGCCAUGCACGCUAAUAAAACAAGCACCAGGACUGUCCUGGGUGCUUUGGCCAACAAUCCACGCCGGCAGCCCGCCUUACGAGGCUCCAAACAGAGCUCUGCAUCCCAAGUUUUGAAGGCGGACGAUUGCAGCAAAAGCUAUGUCGAGAAGCCUGUGGCGAAGCAACCCGCGUUCCAGAUUCAUGUCGAUGAGCCUGAUGGGGCCUGCUCAAAAAAGCAAGCGUCCGCCAAACAAGCCACCGUGGCCUGCUCUCCGUUAACCCUGAAUCCCACAGUAACGCGGCUCAGACAGCCUCUUGCUACCAUCGACCUGGCCAUGGAGCUCAGUUUUGAUUCUCCCAUGGACAUGUCGAUAGUUGAGAGUGAAGAGAGGACAGUGAAUGUAAAUGAAGUCACCGAAUAUGCUGCUGAAAUCCACAACCAUUUAAGGGAAAUGGAGAUCAAGUGUAGGCCGAAAGCAGGCUACAUGAAGAAGCAGCCGGACAUCACGAACAGCAUGCGUGCCAUCCUGGUGGACUGGCUGGUCGAAGUCGGAGAGGAGUAUAAGCUCCAGAAUGAGACGCUGUUCCUGGCUGUGAACUACAUCGACCGCUUCCUGUCCUCCAUGUCUGUCCUGAGAGGGAAACUGCAGCUCGUCGGCACGGCGGCCAUGCUCUUGGCUUCGAAGUUCGAGGAGAUCUACCCCCCGGAGGUGGCGGAGUUCGUCUAUAUCACAGACGACACCUACACAAAGAAGCAAGUGUUAAAAAUGGAGCAUCUGGUGCUUAAGGUCCUCUCUUUUGAUCUGGCCGCACCGACAAUCGUCCAGUUUCUCAAUCAGUACUUCCGCCGGCAAAAAGUCUGCAAUAAAGUGGAGAGCUUGUCCUUGUUUCUUGGCGAACUCAGUUUGGUGGAUGCAGACCCCUUCCUGAAGUACCUUCCCUCUCAAAUAGCUGCUGCAGCCUUCAUUUUGGCAAACUACACCCUGACAGGAGCUUCAUGGUCCAAGCAUCUGACCGAGACAACGGGCUACACUUUAGAAGACCUCAUGCCAUGCAUCAAAGAUCUCCAUCAGACCUACCUCGGUGCUGCUCAGCACGCACAGCAGUCUGUCCGAGAGAAGUACAAGGGCUCAAAAUACCAUGAAGUUUCUCUUCUUGAACCUGUACAAAAGCUGAUGUUGAAUUGACACUAACUUGUGUGUGGGGAAUUUUUAUUUUUUAUUUUUCACUCCUCCUCCCCAAUACAAGUUCCAGACUAACAGGAAUUGUGUAUCCAGUCCUCAUGUUGCAUGAACAUGUAACUGCAAUAAGUCACUGAAUCCUUCCUGUAUGGAGGACAUGGUGAAAUUAGCAUGUGUAUAUUUUAUAUGCAGUCCUGAAGAACUGCUGUUUUUAUGCUUUAUGCAUCCAGAUCUUUUUGUACAGUAGGUAAUCAUUUAAAGCAUUUUUUACUUUUUUUUCCCAUUGAAAGCAACAAGUGGUUUUCAUACUGAUUUUGGAUAUUUUUCCACCUUGAUAUCUGAAUAAACCACUUUUUUUUUCUAUAAGACAA